AAUCAACAAUAUGCUCUGUGCCUCGAUUGUGACAAAUACAUAACUCGUAGCGGAGAACAUUCACGAGAUUGCGCCUUCCCCUAUGUUGCCUUCCUCCCCCGGCUUACAAUCAUCGCUUUUCUGCUCUUUUGGUGUGCCUGAUCCUUGUUCCUCAUUCUCUACUCCAACAUGCUAUCAUAUCCACACUUAAUUGUGUUGCUUGCCUGCUCAGCAGUGCAAAAUGCUCUGGCCGCCUCUCGUUCAUACGAACUGACUCUCAGUACAGGUAUCCGAAGCCCUGAUGGAUUCGCGCGCGAAGUUUACCUCAUCAAUAACCAACAGCCGGGGCCCUUGAUUGAAGCUGAAGAAGGAGAUGAUCUUGAAAUAUUUGUCCAGAACGAUUUGCCAGUCGAGACAACAAUUCAUUGGCAUGGUAGGUCGCUCCAGUCGAAAAGGCUGGCGUGCGGUCUACGCGAUUCAGCAAAACAUUGACAUGAUCGCGCUAGGGCUUCUCCAGCGUGGAACUCCAGAUAUGGACGGUGUUCCUGGCGUAACUCAGGUUGGUGGGACAUUUGACUGCUCGUGCCCGUCUUAUGCGUCUCUAGUUUCCCAUCCCGCCAGGAGGUAAUUUCACCUAUCGAUUUUCCACAGCCGACGAGUACGGAUUUUACUGGUACCAUUCUCACUUUCGAGCCUACUACAACGACGCCUUACGCGGGCCGCUCUUAAUACAUCCGUCCCCAUCCCGGCCGCGUCCAUUCAAGACUCUUGCUCAGAGCAGCUCUGAGUUUGAUAUGAUGUUACAGGUUGAGCGCAGCGGAACAAUUCUCCUGCUAUCUGACUGGUACCACAGGCUCUCUGAUCGAAUAUACGAUGAAUAUUUCACGACUGGUGCAUUUCCCCAGUGCGUUGACAGUCUUCUGGCGAACGGGAGAGGAAGAGUCCAAUGUCUACCCCAAAACAUACUUGAAGCCGGACCAGGCCUGGGCCUUGAAUCCAACAUCGCCAACGAUCCUCAUGAUCCUGACGCUAUGUCGAUGGCAAUGGAGUCGUCAACGACCAGCGGAAUGGGCAUGGCUUCAAUGUCGAUGGAUACAGCAUCGAUGCCCGCGUUGACAACGGAUGCUAUGUCCAUGAGCAUGCGGAAAAGGUCAGAUCACACCGCAAGCCCGUCAACCGGCACUGCCAUGUCUGAUAUGAGUGCCAUGUCUUCGACAUUGACUUCGAUGGCGACAAUGGGAUCAUCUACGGCGUCGGUGGGCACAGAGGACCAAACCAUGAGUACCACGGUGGACAUGCCGCAAAUGACUUUAGGCCCACGCGGGUGCAGCCCACCCAUGAUGUUUAGGCCAGGCUUCAACGCGAGUUCACUCCCACUCGAAACUUGCACGAAUACUACAUCGGAACUCUUCACCUUCACUGCGGACGCAUCUCGUGGCUGGACCGCUCUACAUCUCGUCAAUGCUGGAGCUGUCAGCAGACUCAGUGUCUCGUUGGACGGUCAUUCCAUGUUCGUCUACGAAGCGGAUGGACUAUAUGUGACUCUUCAAGAGGUUCAGGUUCUGCACAUCUCCAUUGGCCAGCGGUAUUCCGUCAUGAUACGGCUUGAUCAAAAUCCCGGAGACUAUUCUUUUAGAUUUGCAGCAUAUCCCUAUGGUGACAUGCAGCAAGUCAUCGAAGGGCAAGCCAUUUUGUCAUACCAAAAUAUGACCAACAAUACUAACAUGACUAUGAUGAGUCGCAUGGUCUCGCCGUGGAUGCUCGUCAACGGAUCCGCCACAUCGGGGACUGUCGAGCUUGACGACCAGACCCUUGCUCCAUUCAUGGGCAACACGGCACCAUCCGGGGCGGCCAACGUUACUCGACAUUUUGCAAUCAACCAAACAGACAUAGUGACUUGGGUGGCUAACAGGGAACCAUUCGUAGAGCCUGCUCGGCCUAUUAUCUAUGGUAGCGUCUCUGACGGCUGGAAUGCAACCACUACACUUCUUACCCCUGCCAACGCUACCGUUGAUAUUAUUAUGAAGGUCGCGAAUGAUUCGAUGGACACGAUGGGCCAUCCGAUGCACCUACACGGCCACAAAUUCUGGUUCCUCGGGUCCGGCGAAGGCGACUUUCCAUUCGAAUCUGUUACUGAUGCACCUUCGUCGAUGAUCAAUCUCCAGAAUCCGCCAUAUCGCGAUACCAUCGAUUUGCCGCCUUCGGGCUGGGCAGUUAUCAGAUACAUCACUGACAAUCCGGGGGCAUGGUUGUUUCAUUGCCAUGUUCAAUGGCAUCUUGUGAGCGGCAUGGCUGUGGUGCUUGUUGAGAAUGAGGAACGAAUGAUGGAUAUGGUAGGAUCUAUCCAGAAUGCGUUCAACAAUCCAGCAACGAAUAAUUCGCAGGCAGAAGGGACUUCUGCAGCUAGCACCCUGUCUGGUAAUUGUCCUCGCCAAUAUCUUAGCUUUCUAUUCUCGCUGCUGUUGCUCUUCGUUCUAUUGUAAAGGGACCAAGCGGAUGGCCUCAAUCAUUCAGCAUGAACGCAUCUCCAUUGCGUUCGAUCCAGACGCUUUACGAGCAUAUCGGAGAGUUCUGUUGGCGAAGCGCCCAAUAAAGUUCUAUUCGAAGGGGAUCGUACAUCCGCUGGAUAAAUAGUAAUGCAGGCGACUAUAGAGAUAGAGCACUUACUGUAAAGCACUUUUUUGGUAUUGAGGACCGAUGACCUUUGAUUUUAAAUUUAACUUUUAGAUGAAUGCCUUUGUUCAACCUCUCCUUAAUAAUUUGAGCCGCGAAUGACUUGACACUUUCGACCCUGUCAGAAGGUCACUUCGCCUACGUGUCUAUCGCAUAGUUCCGGUAUUUAUGUGCUUCAUGUGACCAGAAUAGCACGGCAAUUCAAAUGAUAGCAGCAGGUU
Molecule: messenger RNA, 2873 nt
Organism: Exophiala mesophila
Lineage: Eukaryota; Fungi; Ascomycota; Eurotiomycetes; Chaetothyriales; Herpotrichiellaceae
Exons: 7
Coding region: 774-2462 (562 amino acids)
Molecular function (GO): oxidoreductase activity; copper ion binding
Source: RefSeq, a predicted model, not a curated record